Eremothecium sinecaudum is the source of this 1044-nucleotide messenger RNA. RefSeq names its product Spc42p (gene SPC42). The transcript has a single exon. Lineage: Eukaryota; Fungi; Ascomycota; Saccharomycetes; Saccharomycetales; Saccharomycetaceae. The coding region runs from base 1 to 1044 and encodes 347 amino acids. The record is from RefSeq and is a predicted model, not a curated record.
AUGAAUAUCUCUCCAACACCCAAGAGGUACCAAGGUUCUAAUAAUAUGCCUCGUGCAGUCAACCUCAACUAUCAUAAUCCGCCCGCACCUUCUUAUCACCCACUACCAGGCCAUGGUGUUGAGCAAAUUGUCCCAGAAGAAUACAAAAUCAAUUCAAAUAUGAUUUCAUCACUUAUAAAACAGAAUAAGGAUCUACUAGCUAAGUUGGAUGAAAAAGAUCGGGAAUUGGAGAAGUUGAAUGUUUUGGUGGGUUCGUUACGCGGGAAACUAAUAAAAUACACUGAACUGAACAAAAAACUACAGGGACAACUUGCACAGUCUGCAUCAGUUAAUUCAGUUCCGGAGCAGGUUCCGGUAUUAGGGGUUAAUCAGCAGCAGCAGCAGCAGCAGCAGCAAAGUCAGCAGGCUCAACAGGCGCAACAGCGGGAAGUCGCAUCAGAUUUUAUACAGCUGCCCAGGAGAACUCCAGGGAAUUCCGAGGACGACAAGAAGAUCAACGAAAUAUACAAUAAGUUGGAGACAUUGACAAAUCUGCUAGCUCAGCAGCAAAAGGCUGAGCAGGACCAUCAGCCCAUGCCUGCUACUUUAACCUCCCCCAAAUCCGUAUAUAGUCCUGUAACGGAAGAUGACAUAAUGAUCAGCGAAUCCUCGGAAUUGAAGAAGUUGGAAGAACAGGUUGACCAUCUUAAACGGAAAGUCUUAAUUAAGAGCGAAAAUGAACUACGGAAGCUCUCUUUGAACCAACAAUUAGUAGAUUUGAUGGAGAAGCUUACUGCUACGGGGUCUCCACAGAACAUACAUUCCCCAAAUUCUCUUCUAUAUGACAGAAAUAGUUCAUCUAGUACCUCUACCGAAUCCAAUUCUGGCGGUCAUCCCGCAACCCAUUGCGAGCAUUGUCAUCAUCCUCCUGAAGAAACAUUGAAAAGACCUACAAUGGACAUAAAGAAAGCUUUGGAAACACCAACACCAUCUAGGACGCGACGCGACAUUUCAAGCCAGGCGAAGAACAGUAUGUCUAGCAAUGGUACGAAUGCCAUUUGGUAA